GGAUUAAGCGGGCAAUUCAGUGGAAUAAAAUUCAGAGGGCAUUUUGAACGUCUGCGCAUUUCUGUCGACAAUUAAAAGUUUCGAAAUUCGAUUGAACCCCAACAUAAGUUUUGGACAAUUCCGAUGAAAUUUCCAUGCACCUUGAGCAGCACUCUUCUAUCCAAUAUAUCUUUUUUAACUAUGGUCUAUCUUCACUUUUAUCUGACAUUCCGAUACUUGCCCAACUCAGUUUAACAAAUUCAAUCCUAUUAUUUUUCAUGAUCAACUCUUCAGUAUAUUCUGAAAUGGAUGAUUUUGAUGAUCAUGAAAAUAGAUUUGCUCGGCGCAAAUGGUGUCCAUGGUCUUCAUGGAGUCCAUGCUCUCCAACUAAAUGCUUUAAAGGUUCUGUAAAUAAGAAUCCUGCAUUUUGGUCAAAUCGUGAAGAAUUUCCGGUUGAUGAUGAUGGUACACAAAUUACACGUUGUGUUCUACCGCCAACAAAUAAUACCAGAAAACCUAGUCGAGCAUACGUACAACAAACAAUAAAAGGUCAACAUAAAAUUCUUAUUCCAGAGAAACAACGUUUUCGUACCUGUGAUUGUCAGUCAGUUUCUUUACUGAAUGUAUUCCGUUUGGUUAGUCGACAUGAGUGUUCUCCUGGUGAUACAAUAUUUGAAUGUAGUGAAUGUGAAGCCAAUGAAAAAAUACAUUUAAAUCGUGAAAUUAGUGAUUCCGAUACUAAUCUAAUUCCAUAUUGUUCAUAUGAACAGAAUAGUUUUCAAUUGUAUAAAAUAUUAGGUGGAAUAAUUGGAGCAAUUGGCAUUAUUUGUUUGUUAGUAUGUGUAGUACGUUUUUUAAUUAAACAAAUCUGUGGCAAUCGACGCAUUGUACACGAUCGUAAUCCAUGCGGUGAUGGAGGUGGUGGUGGUGGUAACGGCGCCAGUACAAAUAAUAACAAUAAUGGUAAUUCCAGAUCAAAUCGACUUGGUCGACGAAGAGAUCGUUCAGCCCAGUCGCAAAAUAAUACUAAUAAUACUACUACUACUACUACAAGAGAUGAUGCUACAGAAUAUUUACAUAAUCAUUAUAAUACAAGUGUAUAUCCUGUUGGCAUUGGGAAUUUAGAUUUACCUCCUGCAUAUACUGAUGUUGUAAAAUUGUCUACCAUUGAAACUGGACCUAAUAAUCAUUACAACAACAGCCACAUUGUACCAAUUCCAGAUGCAUUUCCUUUUAGUCUCUUACCAAAUGAACAUCAAAUUACCACCACCAACCCGGCAUUCAUGUCCAAAUCAUCAUCAAAUCAUAUUGGCCAAUUCAAUUGUGCAUUAUAUGACACUGAACAACCGAAUGCUGCUACAUCAAGUCAAACAUCAAAUGUCGACUUGUCGAAUACACCACCACCACCUAGUUAUGAAGAGAUUGUUGCAGCGACAAAUGCACUAAAAUCGUAUGAUACACAUGAAAGUGUUAUUCAUUCAGGGAAUGAAAUUAAUAUUGCUCAAGUUACUCAUCAAACAGACGACAGCACUAUUGCUACUGCUACUACUACUACUACAACUAACAAUCAUCAUCAUAAUAGUAAUCAUACAACUCCAACUAAUAAUGGCAGUAAUUUGAAUACUAAUCGAAUUGACAAUAGUUUCACGUAGAAUUUUUAUUAAAUUAAUAAUUUCUGCUGUCUUGUUUU
Messenger RNA from Schistosoma turkestanicum, 1669 nucleotides. The record is from the annotation of a GenBank genome assembly. NCBI's taxonomy places the organism in Eukaryota, Metazoa, Platyhelminthes, Trematoda, Strigeidida, Schistosomatidae.